This is a messenger RNA of Aspergillus saccharolyticus JOP 1030-1, 663 nucleotides long. Its product is annotated as putative 2-hydroxychromene-2-carboxylate isomerase. Gene Ontology annotation, cellular component: mitochondrion; peroxisome. The coding region runs from base 1 to 663 and encodes 220 amino acids. NCBI's taxonomy places the organism in Eukaryota, Fungi, Ascomycota, Eurotiomycetes, Eurotiales, Aspergillaceae. Gene Ontology annotation, molecular function: glutathione transferase activity; glutathione peroxidase activity. The transcript is spliced from 4 exons. Gene Ontology annotation, biological process: glutathione metabolic process. The record is from RefSeq and is a predicted model, not a curated record.
AUGUCCGUGCCCCGUAUAAACCUCUACAUCGACACCGUCAGUCCGUUCGGCUACAUCGCCUUCCAUGUGCUCCGCAACUCCCCCAUCUUCUCCAAGUGCAAAAUCACCUACAUCCCCAUUUUCCUGGGUGGCCUGAUGCACUCCUGCGGAAACACCCCACCUAUUGAGAUCAAGAACAAAGCCCAAUGGAUCAACAAUGAACGCAACCGCUGGGCCACCUACUUCUCCGUCCCCAUUAUCCCCCGCACCCCGCCCAACUUCCCGCCGCGGACCCUGCACACGCAGCGGGCUCUCAGCGCCGUCUCGCAGCUAGCGCCGGACCGGCUCAUCGCUGUGCAGGAGGCAUUCUACCAGAAUUUUUGGGUGGAGGGCGACGGCCGGAUCGCAGAGCCGAGCUGUUUCGUGCCCGUGCUGGAGCGGGUGUUGGGGAAGGCGGUGGCAGAGAGGGUUGUUGAUGCUAUGCAAACCCCCGAGAUCAAAGCCCUCCUCACGGCGAACACGGAGCGCGCAUUCACGGCGGGGGCGUUCGGGGUGCCGUGGUUUGAGUGCACGAAUGCGCAGGGCGAGACGGAGGGGUUCUUUGGGGUGGACCAUUUAGGCCAAGUGGUGGAUUUCCUGGGGUUGGAUAGACGCUUGGAUCAGGGGUUUCGGGCGGUGUUGUGA